AUGAAAAAUAGGCAAGCUACCUCUGAAUGGAUAGCUAAGGAAUAUAUACAUAGAUUCAGAAGAAAUGCCAAUUGCAGUGUGAAGGACUUGGAGGAUGACUUACUUGAUAAGUUCUGUGUUCAAGUGUCAAGAACAAAGUGCUAUAGGGCAAAAUGGAAAGCACUUAAUAUGCUAAGAGGGUCUGCACAGGAACAUUAUGCUAAGUUAAGAGGCUAUAAAGCUGAAUUGCUAAGGGUGGAUAAGGAAGGCAGAUUUGAUUUCCUCCUUGAUGAAGACUAUACUUUUAAAGGAUUCUUUAUAGGGUUUAGUUCCUUGAGGAAAGGGUUUUUGAAGUGUUGUAGGCCCAUUAUUGGAUUUGAUAGGUGUUUUUUGAAACCUUUUUUAGGUGGGGCAUUAUUAUGUGCAGUUGCUAAAGAUGGGAACAAUCAAAUGUUUCCCAUCUUUUGGGCUGUAGUUGAAUGCGAAAAUGAGUACUUUUGGACUUGGUUUUUAACUAUUAUUUUAGAGGAGCUGCAAAUUAUAGAUAGUUUAGGCAGGACCUUUAUAUCAAACCAACAAAAGGGUCUUAUUAAUGCUAUAAAGAACCUAGCACAUCUUACUGAACAUAGAAAUUGUGCUAGACAUGUUUAUUAUAAUUGGAAGAAGGAGUUUAAGGGGCAAGUAUUAAAAAACAUGUUUUGGAGUGCAGCUAGAAGUACUUAUGAAGCUGCUUAUAAGGAAGCCAUUGAUCAUAUUAAAGCAGAGAAUGAAGCUGCUUAUAACAAUUUUUUACAGAGGGAUCCAUCCAAAUUCUGUAAGUCAUUUAUCUGUGAGCUUCCUAAGUGUGAUGCGAUUGAUAAUAAUAUCAGUGAAACCUUCAAUGAUUACAUUGUGAAAUUUAGGAGUAUGACCAUUAUAGACAUGCUAGAAGAGAUUAGAUGUGCAUUAAUAUUGAGAAUGCACAGUAAGUUGAUGCAUGCUAGUGGUUUAACUAACUCCAUCACACCUAGAAUUAGAACUAAGCUUGAAGAAAUCAAGUACAGUAGCAGAUUAUAUACUUGCAAACCUGCUGUUGGUGGCAAGUUCCAAGUGAAUAUAGGAGAGGAUCAGUUUGUGGUUGAUAUAAAUAUGCACACUUGUACUUGUAGAGCAUGGCAGAUAACAGGUAUUCCUUGUAUCCAUGCCUAUUUUAGCAUUCAUUGGAUGAACCAAGAUAGUGCAACCUUUAUGGACAAGUACUAUAUUGUAGAAACUUAUAUUGAAACCUACAAAAAUGCUCUUGAGCCACUGAAUGGCAGAAAAAUAUGGCCACAAGUUGAUAGGCUUCCAAUCAAGGCACCUAAAUUUAAGAAAAUACCUGGCAGACCUAAGAAGAAUAGGAAGAGAGAUAUCACUGAAGAUCUAAAGAAUCCUAAUAAGCUGUUCAGACAAGGAAUUCAAAUGACUUGUGCAGUUUGUGAAGGAGUUGUUAACCAAGGUUAUGGAGUAAGAAUCUUUAAAGAUUCCGACAUGUAUUUGAGGGAGAGUGAAAUUCCAAAGGCAAAGCAGCUAGCGGGAAACAGUAAGGGUAAAUUAGUUCCCUCUUAUGCCAGACCAACAAUUGCAAGUUCAGCAAACAAUAGAGAUGGAAGAGGAGAGGGUGGAGGUCGUGGCAUAGGAGCUAAAAAUGGUGGGAGAGGUGCUGCACCUGUUGGAACUCAAGAGAGUCGAGCAAUUUGA
Molecule: messenger RNA, 1698 nt
Organism: Ricinus communis (castor bean)
Lineage: Eukaryota; Viridiplantae; Streptophyta; Magnoliopsida; Malpighiales; Euphorbiaceae
Exons: 4
Coding region: 1-1698 (565 amino acids)
Molecular function (GO): zinc ion binding
Source: RefSeq, a predicted model, not a curated record